Xyrauchen texanus (razorback sucker) is the source of this 3397-nucleotide messenger RNA. Its product is annotated as storkhead-box protein 1-like. Lineage: Eukaryota; Metazoa; Chordata; Actinopteri; Cypriniformes; Catostomidae. The transcript is spliced from 4 exons. Gene Ontology annotation, cellular component: nucleus; cytoplasm. Gene Ontology annotation, molecular function: DNA-binding transcription activator activity, RNA polymerase II-specific; RNA polymerase II transcription regulatory region sequence-specific DNA binding. The record is from RefSeq and is a predicted model, not a curated record. Gene Ontology annotation, biological process: positive regulation of transcription by RNA polymerase II. The coding region runs from base 172 to 3117 and encodes 981 amino acids.
GUACGGACAGACUGGACGGAGGACUGCGCUUUGGGAAUGCGACACAUUCAAAUUGUGGUUUUACACACCACGCCGCAUACACUUCGGUUAAGUAGUCCGAAAUGUGGUCUUAUUCCCAAGACUGUGUAGUAAAAUUAAUUUGACCGUGAUAUUAAUUCAGUACGAAUAGAAAUGUCUCUGCAGCAAAGGGCGGUUCAACUGUCAGCCUCGUCGCUCGCUGUUAUUCUGAGUCGGGACGAAGACGCCAAAUGCAGCGCAAGCAGCUCUAGCGGGCAGGAUGUGUUUGCGGAUUUUAAAGCUCAGAAUUCGCGAAGCUUCUGGAAUAAGAGACUAGUUAAAGCGGUGGCUGAAGUGUACUUCCAGGGGUGGCUGAAGAGCUACGUGCUUCUCGUCCAGGGCAAUGCCAAUAACUUGGAAGUGCUCAGGGAAGCAUGGAUGCGUAGGGCGCUGAGGUCACCAAAAGGAUAUAUCAUCAAAGCAGUGGGUGAUCUGUCUCCAGUGCAGAUGUCACCAAUCUCCCAGUCUCAGUUCAUCCCACUGUCUGAAAUAUUGUGCUCUGUUAUAUCGGACAUGAAUGUUGCCCAUGUGGUAGUAAACCAGGAAGCAUUGAUCAACCACAUGAUGAAAGCACACCCAGGAAUGACCAUUCCCACUCAAGAUAUCUUGUACAAUGCUCUGGGAACUCUUAUUAAGGAGAGAAAGAUCUAUCACACUGGUGAGGGCUACUUUGUCGUCACUCCUCAAACAUACUUCAUCACCAACAACAUGGUGAAUGAGAGGAAUUGGUGGAGUACUGGUGACAAUGACCUGCCAUCACCUCCUCCCAUCACAUACUUGGUGAGCAACGAGAGUUGCAUGGAGACCUCCACUGAGGUGCCUGUUAUGGCCCACUGUAAAUCUUGCAGCUGCUUCACCCCUCUGUCCAAUUUACCUCCGCCUGUUCAGGACCAUGAAUCCAUCAGCAUUAGUGAGUGCACUGGUAAAAGUCUCAAGUGGCAGAGAGAACACAAGCCCUCUGUUCAGCACCAGUCCACCUCUACAGCAGCAGACUACCAGGCCAGUGAGAUCAGCAAAUCCACCACCACCAGCCGCAAGGACAAGGAGAAAGCUGGCCGCAAAUUUGGGCUUAACCUAUUUCGACGAAACACUGGAAAGAAGGAGAACCAGCUCAAGAAAGAAUAUGCCACAUUCUCUGGGCAGUUCCCACCUGAGGAAUGGCCGGUCAGGGAUGAGGACGACCUGAAUAACCUCCCUAGGGAUCUAGAACAUGCCAUCAUCAAACGGAUCAACCCAGAGCUGACCGUGGACAAUCUAGUAAGACACACGGUUCUAAUGAAGAAGCUUGAGGGGAAAGCUGAGAAAGGCACAGAGAAAGAUGUGGACAGGGGCAUUUCCACUGAAGCCCUUGUAUCUAAGCAGAGGCACAAUACCUCAAAGGUUGGGGGCAAGAAAUCUGUCCCUAGAGCUACUUGCAGCAAGAGAAGAGGCCCUUCAUCCAAAGAGAAACAACGGGCAAAGAGCAAGACUCUGCCUUGUGUUGAAAAUGUAGAGGCAGAUGAUCUCAUUCUGUCUCGCCUCAGACCAGAAUUAGGUUUGCAUGAACCUGACAACCAAGAAGAAAGUACCAUUCUGAAUUCAAAAUGUGUCUAUAAGAAACGAAUAGAGAACCCAUUUAUGGGUUUACCAGGAAGAGACAUGGAACCAAACAUCAUCCAUAAAGAACAAAGGAGGAGAGAAGCCAAGAAUCCUAUCACCAGACAUCGUGAAAGAACAGGUCAUAGGUCAAAGUCCUGGGAUCCUCACAGGGCCAAAGCAAUCACUGAUAGUGUGGAGAAAUCUCACAUGUUGAUGGACACACCCUGCGAACAUCUCCAUGAAAGAGCACUGACUGUGGACUCCACCCUGGAUGCUAAACCAAUUAAAGAGCUUUGUGGAGAUUACAGCUCUGUCUACCCUGAUAGCAGCACAUUGAGGAUAAAUGACAAAAUUAAGCUAAGAGAGAAUAAAGUCAGAAGCAAAGAGAUUAGAAAUGGCAGAGGAAAGGAAAUGAAACAUAAUGCUCUUCAGGAUGGAGAUUUAAGAAAUGUUUCUGACCAAAAGAACAUUGUAGAUCAUCUCACCCCUUCAUGUGACGCAACAGAAUUACCCCUCUCAUGGCCAAAACCUACAAUUCAGCGUAGACUUUCCCUUCAUAUAUUAAAGAGUAAAGAAGAAUCUCAUUACCAUCCUGAUUUGUUGUCCUCACACCAGCAAGCUGGCAACAUGACAAGCAGCCAGCAACUAUCAGAUGGUCAGACCUUACACAGAAACACAAGCCAGACUGAGAGCGAGGUGUACACUGAUGAUGAACAUGGCAUCUAUCAGAAGCUAGAGGAGGACGAGCAUGGCUGUAGCUCCCUGUGCCGGAAUGAAGAGUGUGUGCUUGACUGUGAGCUAUCACAAACUAGUACAGCUCGCUGCCGUGAGCCUGUCUGUCUGGAUGGAGACUGGGAUGGCAAUUUCGAAGAACAUGCAUUCACCAGUCAUCUCGAACCCACCAGAACCACACAAAGACAGCAUGAAUAUAGGUGGCAGUCUUCUGAUCGCCAGUCUUUGCCUCUACUUCAAAAAGGUGCCAGCCCCAGACAAGAAGCCCAGGGUCUGGGGAAAAGACUACAUAAAACCAGUCUUGGAGAUGUUGAACCUACUGAGGUCCUGGAAAGCAGCAUUUUUGACUACUGUCAGACAAGUGAAGUGGAGUCAGAUGCUGAGACCUUACAUAAGUCUGCAGAUGAAGCUGAUGGCAAAUCUAGUCACUGGAUAUGUCACCCUAAAUUAAUGGACUACCACCAGAACACAUUACAGACAUCAGAGGAUGCUGGCAACAUCCACAAUGCAAGUAUAAAGGACCAUGCAGGUGCCCGCACAGGAGAAACCGCAGAGAGUCAAAGUAACACAGCAGAUAGUGGGAUUGACUCUCCAAGGACACAUAUCAGUUUAAACUCCAGUAACUCAGCCAUCCUUAAAGGACUGAAGCAUCGUGGUUUCCUGCAGAACCUUGAAAAACUCCACUCCACGAGUAACGGCAUUCAUUCUCAGAGUUCUCUGCUCAAACUUACACCUGUCAUGAAUGUUUAAACAAAUAAAAAAUAGCUCUGCAUUUGGGCACAGUUAGAUCAUGUAAACAAAUUAUAUAAUUCCCUCAAACAAAUGUAAAUAUAUUUCCUCAAAAUUACUAAAAAUAAAUGUAGGUAGCUUUUUAUAUGCUUACAUUACAGUUUAAUUGAACUGAUUCUUUCUGUAAAAUCAUUUUGUACACUGGUCCUUGGCUGUUUAUAGAGAAAAUCUGAACAUUACAGGGGAGUAACUGUUUAAAUUGCUUCUCUACAUGAUCUUUUAGAUGUACAGUAUGUGCAGA